Molecule: messenger RNA, 972 nt
Organism: Dufourea novaeangliae
Lineage: Eukaryota; Metazoa; Arthropoda; Insecta; Hymenoptera; Halictidae
Exons: 1
Coding region: 1-972 (323 amino acids)
Source: RefSeq, a predicted model, not a curated record
AUGCCAUUACAACACUCGCCGAAGAAGGUCAUCGAUCAACAACAAGCAAAUACAUGGGAAACAUUGCAAACUGAUAUAAACCCAAUUGACGAAACAAUGACAACCAGCAAAGAUCACAUUUUACCACUGGGAGACAUUUCUGCAGUAUUCGCCUCCGUGGAAUCCGUAGCCAACAUUAAAAUCCCACCAUUUUGGAAACAUGAGCCGAGCUUAUGGUUCAUACAAGUGGAAUCAAUGUUCCAAACCAGCCGUAUCACUAGUGAUUCAACCAAAUACAACCAUAUAGUCAGUUCAUUAGACGCUGAGACUAUGAUGGAAGUUGCAGACAUACUGCGUAACCCACCAGGAGAAGGAAGGUACGUACAAUUAAAAACAGAAAUAAUCAAACGGUUCUCUGACUCCGCAGAUCAACAAUUGCACAUGGCACUUGCUGAAGUCCAAUUGGGGGAUAAGAAGCCCAGCCAAUUAUUAAGACAAUUACAGUCCCUGGCUGGUAACCGAGCAUCAGAAGAUGUGCUCCGCGUGAGAUGGCUGGCAUUACUACCACCAGCCAUUGUACGGUGCUUAAAGAUUCUCCGAGCAGCCUCACUCAACGAGCAAGCGCAGCUGGUUGACGAACUUAUGGAGAACCAUUCCGGUCCAUUCAUCAUGGCAACACAUCCAUCAGGCAGCCGCUCUGUAUCACCAAACCACCGUUUCACUGACACGGUCUUAACUAACCUGGCAAAGGACAUGUCUGCCAUGAAACACACCAUGCAUGAGCUAGUGACUCAAACAAAAGAACUGUCGCGAAUACUGAGUCGCAGCAAUUCACAUGGGUCACAAUGUGGUAGGAGUAGACAACGCUCACAUACCAGAGAAACCUCACCAUCACCAGGUAGUGAGUGCUUCUACCAUCGCAAAUACGGUGGAAAUGCAAAACAUUGCACAUCACCUUGCACAUUUAACACCACCAACAAUCAGGGAAACUAG